CCUAAGCCCCUCCAAUUGUUGAGCUGCUGGACACCCAAUUGACCAAGGUAUUCUUGUCGCGGUUGCAUCGUCAUGGCUUUGCUUCAGUAUCCCGCCCCCGUUGACUAUGCGGCGCAGUUGGAUGGGUUCAAGGAUUUCUUGAAGCACUUCAAGAGCUUUGAAUCGACCUCUGAAUCUGCUGCGGCAGAGGCCAUUGAAGACCUGCACAUCGAUGAAGAUGACAACAGCGAUGGAUACGACUUUAUGGACGAUAUUGAAGAGAGUGGAGCGCAGACAAGGGGGUCGAGCCGCCGAAACAGAGCCCCCAAGCUCAAGUACAUGCAGAUGUUACAGGAUGUGGCCGAUCGAGAACGGUCAAACAUUCUCAUCGAGCUCGAUGACCUGGCGACCUACGAGAAAUCCCUUCCCGAAGAUAGCGAAUUGAAGCUCGUCCAGUCGGUUCAAAAAAAUACGAAGCGCUAUAUUGAAGUUUUUUCGCAGGCUGCGGAUGCCAUUAUGCCAAAGGAGACCAAGGAGAUCACAUUCAAAGAUGAUGUCCUCGACGUGAUCAUGUCGCAACGGGAAAAGCGAAACGAGGCUAUGACAAUGCAAAUGGAGGCUGACAAUGACGCUGCUUUAACCCCAGCAAUGUUCCCCGCAGAGUUGACUCGUCGCUAUGUCCUUAAUUUCAAACCCCUCACCCCCUCCGGAUCAAGCAGUGAGCGCGAGUCCAAAGCACUUGCGGUUCGCAAUGUGCGAGCAGAGCAUCUUGGUAGCCUUAUCACCGUGCGUGGCAUUACCACCAGGGUGUCGGAUGUGAAGCCGGCUGUCCAGAUUAAUGCCUACACUUGUGACCGCUGUGGAAAUGAAGUUUUCCAACCAGUGACCACCAAGCAGUUUUCACCAAUGACGGAGUGUGUCUCAGACGAGUGUAAGGGCAACAAUUCCAAGGGCCAACUCUUCCUGUCUACCCGGGCAUCGAAGUUCAUCCCCUUCCAGGAGGUGAAGAUCCAAGAAAUGGCCGAUCAGGUGCCCGUCGGCCAUAUUCCCCGAACCAUGACUAUCAACUGUAACGGCAGUCUUACCCGACAGCUCAACCCUGGCGAUGUCGUGGAUAUUGCUGGAAUCUUCCUUCCUACUCCUUACACUGGCUUCAGGGCCAUUCGCGCUGGCUUGCUUACCGAUACCUACCUCGAGGCUCAACACAUUACCCAACACAAGAAAUCUUACAAUGAUAUUGGCAUGGACAGCCGAACUUUGCGCAAGAUUGAGCAAUACCAAAAAUCGGGUAACAUGUACGAAUACCUUGCGCGGUCGAUCGCCCCUGAAAUCUAUGGCCAUCUGGAUGUUAAAAAGGCGCUGCUCCUCCUGCUGAUUGGCGGUGUUACCAAAGAAAUGGGUGAUGGCAUGCACAUCCGUGGUGAUAUUAACAUCUGCUUGAUGGGUGAUCCUGGUGUUGCCAAAUCUCAAUUACUCAAGUACAUUGCCAAGGUUGCCCCUCGCGGAGUGUAUACGACCGGUCGUGGAAGUAGUGGUGUUGGUCUCACAGCCGCAGUCAUGCGAGACCCUGUCACAGAUGAGAUGGUGCUGGAGGGUGGAGCUCUCGUGCUCGCAGACAAUGGCAUUUGCUGUAUUGAUGAAUUCGAUAAGAUGGACGAUGGAGAUCGGACAGCCAUUCACGAAGUCAUGGAACAACAGACUAUCUCCAUCUCCAAGGCUGGAAUCACAACUACGCUCAAUGCCCGUACCUCUAUUCUUGCCGCAGCUAACCCCCUGUAUGGACGAUACAACCCCCGAAUUUCCCCUGUGGAGAACAUCAACUUGCCCGCUGCAUUGCUUUCUCGUUUCGACGUCAUGUUUCUUAUUCUCGACACCCCGUCGCGCCAUUCCGAUGAGGAACUCGCUGCCCACGUCACUUACGUCCAUAUGCACAACAAGCACCCUGAAAGCGAGGAUGCUGGCAUUAUGUUCACCCCCCACGAAGUUCGUCAGUACAUCGCCAAGGCCCGCACUUACCGACCUGUGGUCCCAUCCAAGGUGUCCGACUACAUGGUCGGCGCCUACGUUGGGAUGAGAAAGCAACAGAAGCGUGACGAGGCCAACAAGAAGCAGUUCUCUCACGUCACCCCACGUACAUUGCUUGGUGUCGUCCGUCUCUCUCAGGCCCUUGCGCGACUUAGGUUCAGCGAGGUGGUCGUCAACGAGGAUGUGGACGAGGCGCUCCGUCUGAUUGAGGUCAGCAGAGCUUCACUGUCCCAUGAUGGCCAGACCGGCCUUGAUCAGAGCCCUACGUCCAAGAUUUACAAUCUCAUCCGUGGCAUGAUGGAGAGUGGUGCCGCAGCCGUUGGAGACGGAGAAGACGGUGAGCUCAGCAUGAAGAGAAUCCGCGAGCGAGUCCUUGCCAAGGGUUUCGACGAGGAUCAGCUCACGAUGACCAUUAAUGAAUAUGAAAAUUCCCACGUCUGGCAAGUCAUUGCCAAUGGAACACGCCUGGUCUUCCUCAACACGGAAGAUAUGGACAUGUAGAGAAUAUACUCAGUCAAAAUGUAAUACCUUGACGCGGCUCCUCCCGAAGUCUCUUUCAAUUGCAAUUAAUUUCCCACGCGCCUUCCCCACGUGCUGUGCUCUGCUGUGCUGUUUCUGCUAGUUCGGCUAUUUGUUGGGUUUCUAAAGAGUAAUUAGUAAGUUGCAUGGGGCAGGCUGAAUUCCGGGAUCGGUGUUUUACGGUGUCUGUCUAUCUAUAUGUAUGUAUGUAUGUAUGAUAUGAUACUUAUGAUAUCUUUGAUUGAGCACGUAGGGUCUGGGAUAUACCGAAUUACCUUUCUUUUCACAACGACCAGCCCUGAUCAGAACUAAAUAAUGGGUUUUUUUCUGCGGGUAAAGAAAUAAAUGAAAGGAAUGAUAAAAAGAUAGAUACUUAGUUAGUGGGAUUCUAACUCUUGAUUGACUCUCUAACUAACCCACGGACGGGGAUAUUACAUAUAUGACUAUACA
Molecule: messenger RNA, 2973 nt
Organism: Aspergillus ochraceoroseus IBT 24754
Lineage: Eukaryota; Fungi; Ascomycota; Eurotiomycetes; Eurotiales; Aspergillaceae
Product: DNA replication licensing factor MCM7
Exons: 4
Coding region: 73-2505 (810 amino acids)
Biological process (GO): DNA strand elongation involved in DNA replication; double-strand break repair via break-induced replication; DNA replication
Cellular component (GO): MCM complex; nucleus
Molecular function (GO): single-stranded DNA binding; single-stranded DNA helicase activity; ATP binding
Source: RefSeq, a predicted model, not a curated record